Messenger RNA from Venturia canescens, 5792 nucleotides. RefSeq names its product mind bomb 2 (gene mib2). Gene Ontology annotation, cellular component: cytoplasm. Gene Ontology annotation, biological process: protein ubiquitination. The record is from RefSeq and is a predicted model, not a curated record. NCBI's taxonomy places the organism in Eukaryota, Metazoa, Arthropoda, Insecta, Hymenoptera, Ichneumonidae. Gene Ontology annotation, molecular function: protein binding; zinc ion binding; ubiquitin-protein transferase activity. The transcript has 10 exons. Bases 348 to 3434 code for a protein of 1028 amino acids.
UCUCAAGCUUUUUCCUGUUUUUUCUUGAUUUUUUUUUUCCAAAUACAAAACGAAAUAUAUCAUCGAAACCACUGUGUAUCAAGCUGCUCAAGUGCUCGUGUGUGCGUGUACGCGUCUUUAUCGUUUUCUAUUCGCUCCUUAAUGUUACAUGAUUUAUAUCGCACUAGCAAUGAUCAUCAAGAUUAGGAGAAGUCUGUAAAUAAAUUACCGUUUUUUCCUAACCGAAUAUUCUCGUUUUGUCUCUUUCCUGUAACGUUGUACGUGACUUGUCAUUUGAAAUCAUGUGCGUGACGGAUAAUUCAGGUUUCAAGCAUUAGGAGAAACUUUCAGAUUACCGUCCACUUGAAAUGCUCGAGGUAGGUUUGAGGGUAGUACGUGGUUAUGACUGGAAAUGGAGCGAUCAAGAUGGUGGAGAAGGCCAUGCUGGCACUGUUGUAGAAAUUGGCAAACCUCCGCCUCCAUUUACCAAUGGAGCUAGCGCUUCCAACCCGACUGACAAAACUCCUGACAAGACUGUUAUAGUACAGUGGGAUCAUGGAUCUCGUAGUAACUACAGAAUAGGCUAUCAGGGUUACUAUGAUCUUUUGGUGUUUGACAACGCCACAGCCGGCGUCCAACACAACAACAUUGUCUGCAAUGGGUGCAAGAAACACGGCAUUGUUGGCAUCAGAUGGAAAUGUGCUCAGUGCUUCGACUAUGAUCUUUGUACUCAGUGUUACAUGAGCGAUGUUCACAAUUUGUCACAUACUUUUCAAAGGUUCCAGACUCCCAACGCUGUCGGUGUGCAAUUAACAGCACGAGAAGGAUGUACGAAAAUCCCUCUUAAGGGAAUAUUUAUUGGAGCUAAAGUCGUGAGAGGCCCUGAUUGGGAAUGGGGCAAUCAAGAUGGAGGACCCGUGAAAACUGGCAGAGUGAUGGAUAUUCGUGGUUGGGACAACGAGAGCAGUCGAUCAGUAGCGACGGUAACAUGGUCGUCGGGAAGUACGAACGUGUAUCGUUUGGGUUACAAAGGUUGCGUGGAUCUUUGUUACAUCGAGGAAGCCACGGCCGGAACAUAUUACAAGGAGCAUUUACCGAUUUUGGGUCAGCCGGUGAUGACAGUAUCGUCGGAGAGUGGUGCAUCCAUUCAGUCUGCAAACGCAACGAGUACAUCAUCGAGUCCUUGUCAUUUGACUUUCAAUGUACGUGACAAGGUCAAAGUGAUGCUCGAUGUGGAAACACUGAAGGAAAUGCAAGCAGGUCACGGUGGCUGGAAUCCACGAAUGGUGGAGUAUAUCGGAAAAGUUGGAACUGUACAUCGCAUCACGGACAAAGGCGACAUAAGAGUACAGUACGAGGGCUGCAACAAUCGCUGGACUUUUCAUCCCCGCGCUUUGACCAAAGUUACGAGCAAAGAAACUUUCGCUCUCGGAGAUCUCGUCAGCGUCAAAACCGAUGCUGUCGCUGUUAAGAAUUAUCAGCAAGGACACGGAGAAUGGACCGAUGUUAUGAAAAGCGCUCUUGGAAAAACGGGUAAAGUAAUCAAGAUUUAUCCUGACGGUGAUUUGCGAGUUACCCUAGACGGUCACACGUGGACAUUUAAUCCAUUGAGCGUUACACGUAUCGCUUCGAGCAGUGAAUCGGGCAAUACAUCCAAUGCAACGAGCGAAGCAGGUCGUGGAAAUCCGUCAGCUGGUUCCUCAUUCCCAUUCGAACGUGCUGCCCGAGAAAUGGAAAAGCUGAUGAGAGAUACGGCGAGAGGGGAAGCCAGAGUCUCAGCACUUCGUGAAUACCUCCGAAAAUAUUCCGGAAACGUAGACGCAAGGCCCAGCGGUCUGUGUGGUGGAAAAAAAACUUGUCUACAAGUUGCAGCCCAUCAAGGGCAUCGUGAACUUUGCGUGAUGUUACUGGAUGGUGGAGCGUCCUUAAGGGCUGUCGAUGAAGACGGCGAUCCUCCGCUUCAUUAUGCAGCGUUCGGAAAUGAACCGGAAGUGAUGGAACUUUUACUGUCUCGUGGUGCACCGAUCGAUGCGGUUAACAACGGUCGUUGCAGCGCACUUCACGUUGCCGUUAAUAAGCAACAUUCCGGUUGCGUUCGUGUUCUAUUGCGUCACGGCUGCGACGUAAAUCUUCAGGAUUCUUAUGGCGAUACGGCUCUUCACGAUGCUAUUGGCAAGGAUGCGCUUGACAUAAUAGACGCUCUAUGCGCUUGUGAGAGAGUCAACUUUACGUUACGCAACAAACGUGGCUUUAAUGUUUUGCAUCACGCCGCUCUUAAAGGAAAUGCUCAUGCAACGGAACGGUUACUAACGCGAUGUCGACAUCUCGUCGACGUUAAAAAGGAAGAUGGCUUCGCGGCAUUGCAUUUAGCCGCUCUGAAUGGACACUGCGAAGUUUCGGCACUUUUGCUUUCGGAAAGUGGUGGCGGAGCUCGUGUUGAUUUGCGAAACAAUCGACGUCAAACCCCUCUUCAUCUUGCCGUUUCCCAGGGUCACUGGAGCCUCGUUGAAUUGUUGCUGAAACACAAAGCCGACAUAUCGAGUACAGAUGAGGAAGGUGAUACGGUUUUACACAUAGCGAUCGGAAAAAGUCGCCAUCAACCUGCAACUGUUCCAAUACCCGAUGGCAACAAGGAAACAACGAUGAUUUACGCUAUUUGGCAAGAAUUGUCAAGACAAAAUGCGCCGACGGAAUUGGCACUUGCGUGUUACCUGGUAAGCAUCGACACGAGCGGUCUUCUCCUCGAACAUGUGAAUUCCAAGGGGAAAACACCGUUGAAUCUCUUGCCACCGGAGCAGCAGACACCCGGAAUUAGUGAGCUUAUACGAUCAUUUCGCAACCGAAGCAGACGAAACAACGCAUUGGGACUUUCAACAGAGCCACCAGUAAACACUACUGAAACGCCAAACAAUCAGAUCGAAGCUGUGACGAUCGAGGAGACGCCGAAUGCUGAAGAUGAUUCGGGGGAGACCCCAAGGAACUCUGCGGAUGAAGAUUCAUGUCGAGUUUGUGAGGGCUCGCUGAUGAGACUGAUCGAUGGAACAAGCGAUGAUCCGAGCGGUAGUCUAGUCCCGAUUCGCAAUAUUUGUCAGUGUUCCGGCAGAACCGAACCUCAACUUUUAACCGGUACCAAUCCGACGGGUGAAGCAACGUGUCUGAGCGGCGUAGAGAGUCCAACGACGGAGGAUGGUUUGGAAGACGGCGAGACGACAAAAAGUAUGGAAAGAAUAGAACGUGAACGUGAGAGAGACAAGGACAAAGACUUGGAGAGAUUGCGGUAUCUCGAGACAAGAAUAGCCGAUUUGGAGGAGGCAAAUAUGUGCAGUAUAUGCAUGGAACGAAGACGUAACGUGGCAUUCCUUUGUGGUCACGGUGCAUGCGAUUAUUGUGCAGCUCCAUUGAAAACGUGUCACAUGUGUCGAAAAACCAUUACCAAAAAAAUCAAUCUUUACUAAAACACAGAGGAAAAAAGAAAAAAAUUGCGUUGGAAAACUGUUGGAGAAGGAAUGGGAACUGAAAACUUUUCUUCGCCAUUCCAUUGCACACGGGAAAUAUUUGAAGUUUACAUUUUUUCGCAGAAUCUACGAAACUAAAUUCAGCGAAAAUUUCAUUUCGCUCCCGUUAUAAAGCCCCAGAUCAAAUUCGUAUAAAUAUUGAAAAUUCAUUGAUUUGCAAAAAAAUCAUUCAAAGAAUUUUUCUUUCGAAUGAUACAAACAUCAAAAGUUCCCCUUUGGGAAUAAAUCGAUAUACAUUUACAACUAUACUCAGAACUGCCAAAACAGAGAAAAUCCGAUAAUACGAUUUUACAUUUACAAUUUUACAGUACUGUAUAGGAAACACAAUGUGAUAUGCGUGUGUUCACGCAUCAUCACAAUUACAUUUUAAAUUCCCCUUAAGCCAACUGACCAGUGUGAUCGAUACCACGGUUUAAGUCCCGAAUCAUUGUAUGUACAGUAAACGUGCCAUAAGGCGAUUAAUAGGACCUUGUUAAUCGCUGCUAACGUUUCUUCUCUUAUAUUUUAUUCUCUUUCUACUGAACCGCUACCGCUUCCGUCGUAUCGCGUUGAAUACUACUCUACGUGUAUUUUUUAUCAAUUGUACAUAGAGAUAUUUAAAUACACAUGGGGCAUUCCACGCUGACUACUUCGAUUAGACCCUUCAACUCUUCAAUUUUAUAAGCAAGUUUUUGUAGCAUGUGGUACCUUUAAGUAGCACUCAAAAAAUUUUUCAAAAUUUUUUAGAACGAUUUUACUUGAUGAUAUUUUGAAAAAAGAAAUCCAAAUCCCAAUUUAGAAAUCAGAAAAAAAUCACGAAUAUCACAUUUUUUACAUGAAACAUUUUGAGGGUACGGCUAAAGUGGGCACGGGCUGCCUUCUGAGCGAAAAAAUCUGAGAAAAAGUUCCAAAACCGUUUGAAAUUUUCGUCUGUCGCUUUCCUAUUACUGAUGCAUAAUAUCUCAUAUAAUAUUAAUCAGGUUCGUGGCACACGCAGUCGCACACACACGCGCAUGGCUCAUCUGUUAUCGCUCAUAUCUGUAUACUGUUCAAUAUUUCAUUUUUUUUCUUUUCGUUUUCAUUUCUUCUAAGCGUUCAAAGCCAUAUGCGUGCUUGAUAUUAUUUGGGAAAUUCUUUAUUACCAGCGACAAACAACGAUAGAAGAUUCUCACAAUUGUUUAAGAGCUUUCUUCCAUUUUUUUUUAAAUAACACAUUCUUAAGGGUCAAACGCAAGUCGAAUUAGUGUGGAUUGUCCCAUAUGUAUACUUAUACAUACACAUAUUACAUCAUUUUAUGCACGCGUUUUAUAUAAUUCCAGAGAUUUUUUAACGCAUAACUAAAAUCUUCGAUUUUCGCUUCGUUCGUUCGCGAUGUUUAAUCGCAAAAUUCUAAGUGUUCCUCGUACGAUCGCGAAAUAUUUUAGGUUUUUCUUUCCUUCAAUCAUCUCUAAAGUCUCAUCUCACGAUUCAUCGUGUUUUCUUCUUUUGCAUGAGAAAUCUCGUUUAUUUGUAUUCAUCGCAUAUAAAGUAUACUAUCAAAUAAAUGUAUUAUUAUUAUUACAAUUAUUUUAUCGAGUCCUUAACGAAUGAGACAGAACCACUUGUUUUCGUGGUCCAUUUUCGCUCGCAACACUCGGACGUGACCAAGUGCGUAACCGAAAAUUCUAUUAAAUCUCUUGUUAUUACGUAUUCCACGAAUCUCGGUGCUACGCUUUGGUUCAGGGUACGCAAUCGAUUGACUGAAUUGAAUAAACGAUUAAUAGGGAAAAAAAAGAAAUCAACAAAUAAAAACGUAAAUGUAUUUAAGAAUUUGAGAUCAAAUGUGACAGUGGUUGAUCAAAUUUUUACAACUUUUGCUUAAAGUAUAAUUGAUUGGCAUUAAAAAAUCGAAAGUAUAUUACGAGGGUGCAGCAAAACUUUUUAUCUUACGAUUCUCGAAAAACCUCAAAAUUUUUCAAUAAAAUUUAAAAUCCGCAAUAAGUGUAUCAAUUCGUUCAACUACUGUUACGUCACACAUGACGUGAUGAAAUUCGAUCAAAGUAAACGAGAGGGAAAAGAGCAUUUUUUAUCCUAAUGUUUGCCAAUUUUUUUGGCCAUUUGUACUACUACGAGUGUAAUUGAGCAUUCAAAUUCUUGAAGUUCUCAGGAUCACAAGAAUGAUGCGUUACAGUUAGAAUUGAAUGUUUUCUUCAAAUUCAACAAGUUAGGAGACAAGGGAGAGAAAAAACAACCGUUGUAGAAGAAAUUUGUAACGUCGAUAAGUUUUUACAAUUAUACGUCAUUAUAGAAAUUAAAUGAAAUAAAAACAAUUUCCACGUA